This is a messenger RNA of Anthostomella pinea, 1632 nucleotides long. The record is from the annotation of a GenBank genome assembly. Lineage: Eukaryota; Fungi; Ascomycota; Sordariomycetes; Xylariales; Xylariaceae.
AUGCCGAAAGUCCACCUCCUCGACUAUGUCGCCGGCAACGUGCGGUCCCUCGUCAACGCGAUAGAGAAAUCAGGGUAUACCGUAGAAUGGGUCAGAACACCAGACGAGGUCGCCAACGCAGAGAAGCUUAUCCUGCCGGGCGUGGGGCACUUCGGUCACUGCAUGAGCCAACUGGCCUCCGCGGGCUACCUACCAGCCGUAAGAGCGCAUAUUGAUGCCGGUAAGCCUUUCAUGGCGAUAUGUGUUGGCAUACAGGCCCUGUUCGAGGGCUCUUCAGAGGAUCCGGGUGUGCCCGGACUGGGGCUUAUAAAAGGGGAACUGGACCGGUUCAACGAUGCAAAGAAGUCGGUUCCGCACAUUGGCUGGAACAACGCCAAUGCCUCGAGCAAGAGCUUGUAUGACCUGCGGCCCGAAAGCAAAUACUACUACGUACACUCCUACAAAUACCCGUACGUCGAGGGAGAGCUGGAGAGCCAGGGGUGGACCGUGGCGACGGGCACAUACGGUGACGAAGUCUUCGUCGGCGCUGUGGCGAAGGACAACAUACUGGCCACGCAAUUCCAUCCCGAGAAGAGCGGCGUGGCGGGCCUGAGGCUUUUAAGAUCCUUCCUCACCGGCGACGGCAGGACCACAUUAGGACAACAGACACGCGGGCCUGCGCCCACGGGUAAUCUCACGAGGCGAGUCAUCGCUUGUCUCGACGUGCGGACGAACGACCAGGGCGACUUGGUCGUAACCAAGGGCGACCAAUACGAUGUGCGGGAGAAGGGCAGCGACCGCGAAGUGCGGAACCUGGGCAAGCCGGUCGAGAUGGCCAAGAAGUACUACGAGCAGGGCGCCGACGAGGUGACUUUCCUCAACAUCACCAGCUUCCGCGACUGUCCCCUGGCGGACCUACCGAUGCUGGAAAUCCUGCGGAGGACGUCGGAGACGGUCUUCGUGCCGCUGACGAUCGGGGGCGGCAUCCGCAACACGGUCGACACGGACGGAACCAAGGUGGGCGCGCUCGAGAUCGCCACCAUGUACUUCAAGAGCGGCGCCGACAAGGUGUCGAUCGGGUCCGAUGCCGUGCUGGCCGCCGAGGAGUACUACGGCGCGGGGCGCAAGCUCUUCGGCAACACGGCCAUCGAACAGAUCUCGCGCGCCUACGGGAACCAGGCCGUCGUCGUCAGCGUCGACCCCAAGCGCGUGUACGUGCCCAAGGCCGCCGCGACACGCCACAACACGAUACCGACCUCCUUCCCCGGGCCCAAGGGGGAGGAGUAUUGCUGGUACGCGUGCACCAUCAAGGGCGGGCGCGAGACGCGUGACAUGGACGUCGUGGAGCUGGCGCAGGCGGUCGAGGCUAUGGGCGCCGGCGAGAUCCUGCUCAACUGCAUCGACCGCGACGGCACCAGCAGCGGCUUCGACCUCGAGCUCGUGCGCCAGGUCAAGGCCGCCGUGCGCAUACCCGUCAUCGCGUCCAGCGGCGCCGGCAACCCGGCACACUUCGAGGAUGUCUUCCGCAAGACCACGACGGAUGCCGCGCUCGGGGCCGGCAUCUUCCACCGGGGCGAGUACACUGUACAACAGGUCAAGGACCACCUAGCCGAGAAAGGAUUGGAGGUGCGCAAGUACGAGGGGCAUCUAUGA